Molecule: messenger RNA, 647 nt
Organism: Guyanagaster necrorhizus
Lineage: Eukaryota; Fungi; Basidiomycota; Agaricomycetes; Agaricales; Physalacriaceae
Exons: 2
Coding region: 37-579 (180 amino acids)
Source: RefSeq, a predicted model, not a curated record
GGGCUUACAAACCCUCUCCCGAUAACAACAACUUCGAUGGCAAACAAGUACUGGUGUAUUGACCAGUCCAUUUCCUAUAGUAAUACAACUGCCAUUUUCUCAUCAGCUGCUGGUAUCGUUGACACUGGUGAAUGCAAUGAUAUACUUAUGGUCUAUCCAUGUUUUGAUGAUCAGAUAUAUAUAUGGACAACCCUGGUACACCUCGCUUCCGAUGCAUUUGAGAAAUACAACUGGCAGUCAGCCACCUGGGCCGGAGCAAUAAUGGACAGUGCUACAGGUCUUCUUCAUACCACCUCAUCCCAAUACUCCAAUCUUUCCAGUCUCUACUUUCAUAUCAACAGCAUUGCUGAUGCCGAAUGCUCAAAUCUGGCCUCAUUGGCUAUUGGAGGGGACACCAGUGGCAUCUAUCUCAUUGUUAAUGAACUUGGACGAGAUAUUCCUCAAGACCUCGAAUUCAUCAGCGGUUAUACUUUCUUGGAGAGAUUCUACACCUGUAUCAUAUGGAGAACUCGAGAGUUGGGUUUGCUACGACUGCGUACACUCAUUCUGAGACAAAUUAGAUACUCAUAUCCGAAUUAGUUACUAGUACUAGGUUGAUAUUAUGUAGAAAGUUUUGUACUUGUGAAAGACCGUAUAAAAUGUAUGAG